This is a messenger RNA of Penicillium taxi, 2577 nucleotides long. Its product is annotated as chloride channel protein. Gene Ontology annotation, cellular component: Golgi apparatus; membrane; early endosome. The record is from RefSeq and is a predicted model, not a curated record. Gene Ontology annotation, biological process: transmembrane transport; chloride transport. Gene Ontology annotation, molecular function: voltage-gated chloride channel activity. The transcript is spliced from 6 exons. NCBI's taxonomy places the organism in Eukaryota, Fungi, Ascomycota, Eurotiomycetes, Eurotiales, Aspergillaceae. The coding region runs from base 1 to 2577 and encodes 858 amino acids.
AUGUCAAUAACAGAUCAGGGUGAGACCAGCGAUAGCCAGCCUGGAGCAGCAGCACACUUGUAUGAAUCGGAUCUCUUACAACCCCAGGAACGUCUUCGCGACGCCGAAGGGCUGCACCAACCAAUCUCAUUUAAGCCAAAGCCAAAGCCAAAAUCGCGAUUCAGUCUAUCAAAUAUCUUCUCGAAUACCGCCAGCGGUUCGACUUCGAGACUCGGAUUCUCAGACUCUCCUGGACAUACUGGAGAUACCUCCCCACUUGAUGCUUACAAUCCCGUUGGAUUAAACGCAGAUCCAAAUAGCUCUAAAGAUGGCGCACCUCUAGACUGGUACAUAGAGGGCCCUGGCCGACGCGUGGGAUACGACGACUUCACAGCCAUUGAUUGGAUCUACGAAUAUACCAGAGAGCGGCAACGGAAGCGUCUACUAUACUCAAGCGGCCAAAGUAUUACGGGAUACAUCCGUCGCUUUCUUGAGGGUAGCAAUAUAUGGAUUGUCUUGAUUGGAACAGGAAUUUCUGUCGGCAUAAUUGCUGCGUUCAUAGAUAUCGCAACUGAUUGGCUUGGGGAUAUUAAAACCGGCUACUGCAAAACUGGCAAUGGAGGCAAAUUCUAUCUCAAUCGCAGUUUCUGCUGCUGGGGUCUUAAUGAUUAUUCCAAAUGUAUGGAUUGGACUACUUGGGGGAAUGCUCUUGGUGUGCCUUCUCAUGGGGGGAAAUACACAAUCGAUUUUCUGUUUUACAUCGUCUUUUCGGUACUAUUUGCCUCGAUUGCCUGUGUUCUGGUGCGGAAUUUCGCCAUCUAUGCAAAACACAGUGGAAUUCCCGAGAUUAAAACCGUGCUUGGAGGCACUGUCAUUCGGCAUUUAAUGGGACCUUGGACUCUAAGCAUCAAGUCGCUUGGAUUGUGUCUAGCAGUCGCGUCCGGUCUAUGGCUAGGAAAGGAAGGUCCACUGGUGCAUGUUUCAUGCUGUUGUGCCAAUAUCUUGAUGAAGCCUUUUCCUGGUUUGAAUGGAAAUGAAGCGCGCAAACGCGAGGUUCUUUCUGCAGCUGCCGCUGCAGGCAUCUCUGUAGCCUUCGGUGCCCCCAUCGGAGGUGUGCUCUUUAGUUUGGAGCAACUAUCAUACUAUUUUCCAGACAAAACGAUGUGGCAAAGCUUUGUAUGUGCCAUGGUGGCAGCUGUCACCCUUCAAGCUCUGAACCCGUUUCGCACGGGGAAAAUCGUGCUGUAUCAAGUUACCUACACUCGAGGAUGGCACCGUUUUGAGGUCAUUCCAUUCGUAAUUCUCGGCAUUAUGGGCGGACUCUUCGGGGCUUUUCUAAUCCGUCUAAAUAUCAAAAUUGCUAAGUGGCGGCGUACUAGGAACUUUGCGCGGCCAGUUGCAGAGGUAGCUGUCGUGGCUCUUGUCACAGCUUUGAUCAAUUUCCCUAAUCACUUCAUGAGAGCUCAAAAUACAGAGCUUGUUCAGGCACUAUUCGCGGAGUGCAGCAGCGAUACGUACGAUCGCUUUGGUCUUUGUACUAGUGGUGCUGCAUCUCUCGGCGUAAUUGCUCUUCUCGCCGUCGGCGCUGUCCUGGCCUUUUUCCUCGCUUCCAUCACCUUUGGACUUGAAAUCCCAGCUGGAAUCAUACUUCCUUCAGUCGCCAUUGGUGCACUCUAUGGUCGUGCUUUGGGAAUGCUUAUGCGCAUGUGGCAAGAGACCUAUCCAAAUGCCUUCCUCUUCAGCAAAUGUUCACCUGAUAUUCCGUGUGUAACCCCUGGCUUAUAUGCGAUCAUCGGUGCAGCUUCCGCGCUGGGUGGCGCAACUCGAAUGACUGUUUCAAUUGUUGUUAUCAUGUUUGAGUUAACCGGAGCCCUAACAUAUGUCAUUCCAAUCAUGAUUGCCGUCAUGUUGUCAAAAUGGUGCGGUGAUAUAUUUGGAAAGCGCGGCAUCUAUGAAUCGUGGAUUCAACUCAACGAAUAUCCCUUCCUGGAUCACCGAGAUGAUUCCAAUCCACCAGAUGUCUUCGCUCGUCGAGUCAUGACUACAUUCGACGAUAUCUCUGUUAUCACAGCCACUGGAAAUACGAUUGGCUCACUUCGCGGGCUUCUUGCAAAUACCAGAUACCGCGGAUUCCCUGUCAUUACGGAGCCUUCCACUCCCACCCUUCUUGGUUAUAUUACACGCAAGGAGCUCUCCUUUGCUUUGAAGACUUCAACAUCGGCAAAUCGCAAUCUAUCCGAUGUCACCCAGGCCUUUUUUAUCCACCAACCCUUUGCAGACCCUGUUGAGACCUUAGACCUCCGACCUUGGAUGGAUCAAACCCCUAUAACGCUUAAUAGUAACAUUAGUUUCUUGAUUGUGCUGCGAAUGUUCCAGCGACUAGGCCUGCGCUACGUCCUUUUCUCCAACAAAGGAAUUCUGCAGGGUUUACUGACUAAGAAAGAUGUAUGGACGGUGCUUAAUGGUGUUGAGUUCAGUCGACAAGAGGCCCUCCGAGGCCACAACUUCCAUGAUGAAGGUGGGGUUGAAGAGAUCGGCCUACUCCAUGAUGACGAAACAAGCAGUCUUAAUAGCUCAUUGGGGCGGGACUCGCUAUGA